Pseudonaja textilis is the source of this 2225-nucleotide messenger RNA. RefSeq names its product kelch like family member 13 (gene KLHL13). The record is from RefSeq and is a predicted model, not a curated record. Gene Ontology annotation, cellular component: Cul3-RING ubiquitin ligase complex. Gene Ontology annotation, biological process: protein ubiquitination; regulation of cytokinesis. Gene Ontology annotation, molecular function: cullin family protein binding; ubiquitin-protein transferase activity. NCBI's taxonomy places the organism in Eukaryota, Metazoa, Chordata, Lepidosauria, Squamata, Elapidae.
GUGCGCCUCCGCUACGGCGCCGGGACUACAAAGCUCAGCACUCGCAGCCUACCAAGGCGGGCUUGGCAGUUUAGGACAUGGGAUGGUCCCAACUGGCUUAAGGGCCCAGGUGUGCAGAGAGCUGGGAAGGCAUUGUAUUGUGUCAAAGAUGAUGUGGAGAGACAGUCUAUCUUUGGUUGAAGAGGAAGAGCCUCACAUGAAAGUGACUCUGGGGAGCAGCGAUAUGGGCUUGUCUGCUCACCUGCAGGCGUCAAAGGCAGGAACCACCCGAUUCUUCACCAGCAACACUCACAGCUCCGUGGUCCUCCAGGGUUUUGACCAGCUGCGCCUAGAAGGGUUGCUUUGUGAUGUGACGCUAGUGCCAGGCGAUGGAGACGAAGUGUUCCCUGUGCACAGGGCUAUGAUGGCAUCCGCUAGUGAUUACUUCAAGGCCAUGUUCACAGGUGGGAUGAAAGAGCAAGACUUGAUGUGCAUCAAGCUUCACGGCGUGAACAAAACAGGUUUAAAAAAGAUCAUUGAUUUUAUUUAUACGGCGAAACUUUCCCUCAACAUGGACAACCUGCAGGACACUCUCGAAGCGGCCAGUUUUUUGCAGAUCUUGCCCGUGCUGGACUUUUGCAAAGUGUUUCUUAUAUCCGGGGUGUCCUUGGAGAACUGUGUUGAGGUGGGGCGGAUUGCCAACACGUACAACCUCACCGAAGUGGAUAAAUACGUGAACAAUUUCAUCCUCAAGAACUUCCCAGCCCUGCUAAGUACAGGGGAGUUUGUGAAGCUCCCCUUCGAGCGCCUUGCCUUCGUCCUCUCCAGUAAUAGCCUUAAGCACUGCACCGAGCUGGAACUCUUCAAGGCCGCCUGCCGGUGGCUGCGCUCCGAGGAGCCGCGCAUGGAAUGCGCCGCGAAGCUGAUGAAGAACAUCCGUUUCCCUCUGAUGACGCCCCAGGAUCUCAUCAACUACGUCCAGACCGUGGAUUUCAUGAGGACCGAUAACACCUGCGUCAAUUUGCUCUUGGAGGCCAGUAACUAUCAAAUGAUGCCCUACAUGCAGCCGGUGAUGCAGUCGGAGAGGACGGCCAUCCGUUCGGACAGCACCCACCUGGUGACCUUGGGAGGGGUCCUCCGGCAGCAGCUGGUGGUGAGCAAGGAACUGCGGAUGUACGACGAGAAAGCGCACGAGUGGAGGUCCCUGGCCCCCAUGGACGCACCCCGAUACCAGCACGGCAUCGCGGUGAUCGGGAACUUCCUCUACGUGGUUGGUGGGCAGAGCAAUUAUGAUACGAAAGGGAAGACGGCGGUGGACACGGUUUUCAGGUUUGACCCUCGCUACAAUAAGUGGAUGCAAGUGGCUUCCUUGAAUGAAAAGCGGACCUUCUUCCACCUAAGUGCUCUCAAAGGACACCUGUAUGCCGUGGGUGGUCGGAACGCAGCCGGAGAAUUAGCCACGGUGGAGUGUUACAAUCCCAGAAUGAACGAGUGGAGCUACGUGGCGAAGAUGAACGAGCCCCACUAUGGCCAUGCGGGGACUGUCUAUGGGGGCCUGAUGUACAUCUCAGGUGGCAUCACCCAUGACACUUUCCAGAAGGAGCUGAUGUGCUUCGACCCCGACAUGGACAAAUGGACGCAGAAGGCCCCCAUGACCACGGUGAGGGGCCUCCACUGCAUGUGCACGGUGGGCGACAAGCUCUACGUCAUUGGGGGCAACCAUUUCCGGGGCACCAGCGACUACGACGACGUGCUCAGCUGCGAAUACUACUCCCCCACGCUGGACCAGUGGACUCCCAUUGCGGCCAUGCUGCGCGGCCAGAGUGACGUUGGGGUGGCUGUCUUUGAGAAUAAGAUCUACGUGGUGGGGGGCUACUCCUGGAACAACCGCUGCAUGGUGGAGAUCGUUCAGAAGUACGACCCGGAGAAGGACGAGUGGCACAAGGUCUUCGACCUGCCGGAGUCUCUGGGGGGCAUCCGGGCCUGCACCCUGACGGUCUUCCCCCCCGAGGACAAUCUAGCUUCGCCUUCGCGGGAGUCGCCUCUUUCGGCGCCUUGAGAGCGGUCCCGGGGGGGACCCUGGCUCUCCAGCUGCGCCCCACCGUGGCUCUUCUCAGCGGUUUUUUAUGGGGCUCGCCCUGAAGCUGUUGGCAAAUAACGGGUGGGGGGGAGUCGGGGGAGGCUCCGAGGAAAGAUGUGGUGGGUCCACGGAGAGUUUGGUCUGGGGAGUUUCUCGCGGGAGUCCU